GAAGCUGACGCGUUUCUGCGGAAGUAACGAAGGCGGAAGUGAGCAUAAGUUUGUGUGUUUGUCCUGAAGUACACGCAGAGGAUUUGCUGGAUAAGUGAUCUCUUCUUGUGGAGGUUUUGGUGAUUCCGCGGCAGAAUGGAGGACACAAGCCCCGAGUCGAUGGUGUCUCCGGCGGGACAGAGCUCCGGCAAAUCCAAGCUGGACACGCUGUCUAAAGAAGAUCUGAUCAAGUUUGCCAAGAAACAGAUGGUGGCAAUGCAGAAGAUCAAGUCAAAAUGCACAGAUUUAGAGAAGGAGAUGGAAGAGUUAAAACAUGCUCAGAGUGGCACAGCAGACUCCUGUGUGAUCCAGGAACUGCGUGAGCGGAUGGAUGCUGUGCUGCAGGAGAAAGCAGAGAGUCAUCAGAGUCUUGUGUUACUGCGCAGACAACACGAGGAGCUCCAGAAGCAAGCGCAGGAGACGAUGUCAAGAUUAGCAGCUCUUCAGGAGGAACUAGACUUCAAAAAUAAAGAGUGUACAGAAAUGCAGAAACACACAGCUGAGCUCACCGCUGACUUCAAGACAACCUGUGCUCAGUACGAGUCCAGAAUAUCUCAAACUGAGGAGGAGCUGGCCGAAGCCAAGCGCCAGUGGAUGGCAGCGACGGAGGAUCUGAAAGCGUCCCAGCAGACCAGCCUCACCGAGUCCCAGCAGGAGAUGGAGAACCUGCAGGGAGAGAUCCAGAGGCUGAACAGACAGUACGAGGAAGACGUGCGCUUCCUGGAGGAGCAGCUGGAGCUGAACGCAGCAGACUUCGAGAGGGAGCGCGAGCGGCUGCUUCUGCUCCAGGACGAGCUCUCGGAGCAGCUGGCGCUGAAGGAGGGCUUCCUGCAGGACGUGCAGGAGGAAGAGGAGGACACCACCAGAGCAGGGCCUCCCAAACCCUCCCCGAGUGACGAGACUCCAGACGACUCCAGCCACGAGGACAGCAGCAUGAAACUGGCCCUGGACGAUCUGCAGGCUCGAAACAUGAUGCUGCAGGAAGAGCUGGUGUUUCUGCGGAAUGUGAAGCGGGAGCUGGAGUCAGAGCUGAAGCAGGUGCGAGAGGAGUUCACCGUGGAGAAGGAAGAACUGGAGUUCAGAAUCGACGAGCUGCAGAUGAACAGAGGUGAAGAGAGGAGCAGCAUCUCUGAAGAGUCCCACAGCGCCGGCCGGAAGCAGAGCUACUGGAGCGCUGGAGGAGAUCGGGAGCGGGGGCAGGAGCGGGAGCGGGAGGGAGAUCAGGAGCGGGAGGGAGAUCAGGAGCGGGGGCAGGAGCGGGAGCGGGAGGGAGAUCAGGAGCGAGAGCAGGGGCAGGAGCGGGAGCGGGAGCAGGGGCAGGAGCGGGAGCGGGAGCAGGGGCAGGAGCGGGAGGGAGAUCGGGAGCGGGAGGCCGAGCAGGAGCGAGAUCAGGAGGGAGAGCGGGAGGGAGAGCGGGAGCAGGGACAGGAGCGGGAUCAGGAACGAGAUCAGGAGCGAGCCGAGCGCCUCUUACAGCAGUACAGAGCCCUGAAGGAGCACACGGCGGCCUCGCUCCACGGUCUGCAGGAGGAGCUCCAGAGCGUCUUCCAGGAGAGAGACCCAGACCAGGAAGGACCGCUGAUGACUUCUGAGGACCUACGGAACAAGACUGAACAAAUCCUAGUGAAUCUUCAACACGAGGAGACUCUUGUCCUGGAGUUCAAGGAGAUGCUGAGGUUCACGAGGUCUGACUCCGAGCAGGAGCUCAAGAUCAGUGACCUGGAGAAUCAGCUGUCCUGUGUGACCGAGGAGAGAGAUGAGCGCAUAAAGAGCCUCGAGGAGGACCUGGGUGCUCUCCAGUCCAGACAGGACGAGUGUCAGGACACCAUCAGACGUCUCCAGUCUCAGAUCAGCAGUCUGUCAGAAGAGAGGGACGCCCUUCAGCGAGACGUGGAGGCUAAUCAGGAGCACCUCUCCGGCCUUCAGUGCCACCUCUCUGAGAUCCUGCAGCAGAGCUUCUCUGAGCCGGAGGCGGACGGCUCGUCUGACGUCUCUGCGCUCGUAGACCGUCUCUGGACACGAGCUCAGGAGGAGAGAGCUGUGUUGACCCAGCAGCUGGAGGAGCGAGUGGAGCUGCAGGCGCGGGUCAGGGACCUCCUGCAGGAGAAGGAGCUGCUCAAGGCCAGUCUGGCUGAUGUGGUGCUAGACUUCCAGGGACUGCAGACCGACCUGAGCCAAGUGCAAGCCAUGAACCAGAAGCUGAGGACAGAAAACCACAGUCUGCUGGCUCAAGUGGCUGACCGCAGCGGUCUAGAGGAAAAAGAGUCUGUGGAUGAAACUGAUGCUCAGCUCCAGGAGACCAGCGAGCUCCAGCAGACUCUUGCUGACAGAGACGCUCUCAUAUCUCAGCUCAGAGAGGAAGUCACUCUCUUACAGACGAGCAAGGAGUCAUCAGAGUCUGAUGAAAAUGAACAUAAGAAAGCGUUUUCUCAUGAAAUCGAAAUGCUGAAGAAAGAAGGCAAAGAGAAAGAUGAACGCAUGAACAAGAUCAAAGCUGUUGCUGUGAAGGCUAAGAAGGAGCUGGACAUCAGCAAGAAAGAGGUCAUCUCUCUGAGAGAGGAAGUGGAGCAGCUGAAGACUGAGCGAGACCGAUUGUCACGCUCUGUGAAGGACAUCAUCCAUGGCGCAGAGGACUACAAGAACCUGAUGGUGGACUAUGACAAGCAGGCUGAGCUGCUGGAUCAGGAGCGAGAGAAGCUGGAGCAGGCCAGUAAACACAACGAAGAGUUAACCAGACGCCUUCAGCAGGCCGUUCAGCAGCACGAGCUGCUGUCCUCGGAGCGAGAGGACCUCACGGCCCGCGUCGAGACGCUGCAGACGAACGUCACGCAGCUGGAGACACAGAUCCUGGAGACGCAGAAGCUGAAGUGUGGGCUGGAGCGAGAGCUGGAGGCAGAGAGGCUCUUAAGAGAGCAGAAGGCCAAGGAGCAUCAGUCUGCGGUCAGGGAGCUGGAGGAGCUCCAGGCUCAGCUCAGCAGACAGAGACAUCAGCUCCAGCAGACGGCUCAGGAGCUCGAGCAGCUGCGCAAGGACGCUCAGCAGAGCUCACUGAUGGACAUGGAGAUGGCCGACUACGAGAAACUGGUCAAAGAGCUCAAUCACAAGCUCUGUGAGAAAGACAAGCAGAUGGAGGAGCACGAGAUGCACAUACAGGCUCAGAAAGAGCAAGAGCAGCGGCUGAAGGAGGAGAUGGAGUCUCUGAAGCUGCUGCUGGAUCAGACAGAAGACAAAGCCUCCAGGAUGAAACAGCUGCUGGUCAAGACCAAAAAAGAUCUGGCAGACGCAAAACAAAAAGAAGCAGCACAGAUGAUCUCCCAGUCUGCUCUGAGAGGAGAUCUGGAGGCCCAUCAGCAGCAGCUGGAGGAGCUGAAGAUCCAGUGCAGCGAGCUCACGGCCGAGCGUCACCGGCUGCAGGAGCAGCUGAAGCUGAUGAACGAGCAGCAGCAGCGGACGUCCAGCUCGUAUCAGCUCAGUCUGACCGCGCUGCAGGACCAGUGCACCGCUGCUCAGGCUGAUCUUGCGGCGACGGUGUCGGAGUUCGAGAGUUAUAAGGUGCGAGUGCACAAUGUGCUGAAGCAGCAGAAACACAAGAGCUCAGCCCAGAGCGACGGCGAUGCUCUCAAACAGGAGAGAGAGCAGAUGGAGGCGGUGGUGGAGCAGCUGCGCAGCCGUCUGCAGGACACGCAGCAGAGCCUCCAGUCCAGCAGCUCCGAGCUACAGCAGCUGCAGGUGGAGCACGACACACUGCUGGAGAGACACAACCGCAUCCUGCAGGAGACCGUCAGCAGAGAGGCCGAGCUGAGGGAGAGGCUGCUGUCGCUGCAGUCUGAGAGCGUGGCUCUGAAGUCUGAACACGGCCAGUGCGCAGCUUCACUGAGUGCCCAGACCGAGGCGCUGCGCAGCAGCUUCCGUGAGCAGAUGCGUCAUCUUCAGGACGAGCACUGCAGCACUGUAGAGACUCUGCAGCAGCAGAUCAGCAGACUGGAGGCCCAGCUGUUCCAGCUGCAGAGAGAGCCCAGCAGCAGCAGCGGCACAGUGCACGUGCAGCAGAGCAGGAAGACUCACGUGGACCGGAAGCCUGCUGACGUCCCUCAGCUGGAUCUGCAGGGCAUGGCUAGAGAGGAGGGAGAGGGGAUGGAGACCACCGAGACCGAGUCCCUGUCGUCCAGCGGGACCCCUCUGCCCUCUCUGGAGCAGCUGCUCACCUCCCCAGACCUCAAACACGAGCCUGUGGUGUGGCACAUGGAGCCCAGUAAAGAGGAGCUGACGCAGAAGCUGAGCACAGCCGCCCGCAGCGUGGAGCACCUGAACAGUCUACUGCACGAGACCGAGGCUACCAACGCUGUCCUGAUGGAGCAGAUCACCCUUCUGAAGAGUGAGGUGCGUCGACUGGAGCGUAAUCAGGAGCGGGAGAAGUCCGUGGCCAACCUGGAGUACCUGAAGAACGUGCUGCUGCAGUUCAUCUUCCUGCGCUCGGGCAGCGAGAGACAGGCUCUACUUCCUGUGAUUCACACCAUGCUGCAGCUGAGCCCGGAGGAGAAGAGCAGGCUGGCUGCCAUCGCUCAAGGUGAGGAGGAGUCCGCGGGCUCUCGGGGGUCAGGCUGGACGUCCUAUCUGCACAGCUGGUCAGGCAUCCGAUGAGAGCACCACCGCUAACACAUCACAUCACCUCAACACACAGCCUUAGUUUUCUACAACUUGUCAGUCCUGAAGGGAUUUCUUUAUUUAUUGGGUUAUUGAAGAUUCUUCUGUGCUAUAAAUCACACAAGACAGAAAUGUUGCUCCUGUUGAUCAUAUUUUAAUAUAACUCCUAUCAUGAUCAUUUUCCCACAGCUUGUCUGGUGGUUGUGUUGGUCUUUGUGAGGUUCAGUGAAUGAAGGAGUGUAAAUACAGACUCAGUCUAUCUCAUUAAACCACUUUAAAAGCU
Carassius gibelio (silver crucian carp) is the source of this 4966-nucleotide messenger RNA. Its product is annotated as GRIP and coiled-coil domain-containing protein 2. Gene Ontology annotation, biological process: late endosome to Golgi transport. Gene Ontology annotation, cellular component: Golgi apparatus. The transcript has 23 exons. Lineage: Eukaryota; Metazoa; Chordata; Actinopteri; Cypriniformes; Cyprinidae. The record is from RefSeq and is a predicted model, not a curated record. Bases 136 to 4680 code for a protein of 1514 amino acids.